Molecule: messenger RNA, 2583 nt
Organism: Penicillium diatomitis
Lineage: Eukaryota; Fungi; Ascomycota; Eurotiomycetes; Eurotiales; Aspergillaceae
Product: putative RNAPII degradation factor Def1
Exons: 3
Coding region: 1-2583 (860 amino acids)
Cellular component (GO): nucleus; cytoplasm
Molecular function (GO): ubiquitin binding
Source: RefSeq, a predicted model, not a curated record
AUGUCUGAAGUUCAGAGCCGGUCGUCUGCCCGUGGCAGAGUAUCCACCCGCGGUGGUCGUGGUGGUUAUAGCUCCAGAGGUGGCCGUGGUGGAAGCAGCAGAGCCGCAAACAACGACAGCUCAGACCUGGCUUCAUUUGACGAAGGCGAACUUGGUCAGAUGAAAAAGAAGUAUUCGGAUGCUCUGCCCACUCUCAAGGAGUUGUUCCCCGACUGGAAAGACGAAGACCUUGUAUUUGCUCUCGAGGACUCCAAUGGCGAGAUUGAGGAGGCCAUCGAACGCAUCACCGAAGGCAACGUGUCGCAGUGGGGUGAGGUCAAGAAGAAGACAGUCGACAGAACCCGACCGAAGCCCAAGGAAGUCCAGAACACCUCUGAGAUCAACUCAACUUCAGUCCGUGGAGGCCGUGGUCGUGGUGGAUUUGAAGGUCGCGGUCGUGCUCGUGGGGACCGUGGUCGCGGUGGUCGUGGAGGACGGGCUGGCGCCCAGGUCUCCAACGGACCCCACACUUCAGCUUCUGGUGCAACCACUGCCGCUCCUUCCUCAACUGAGACCUCCGCGGCGAACGCCUGGGCUGAGAUUGAAACCGAGCCUACCGUGUCUGCACCUGAGCCUGUUGCGCCCAAGGCAAACGUCGCAGCAGAAGGCACUAAGAAGGGCUGGGCCAGCCUUUUCGCGAAACCUACCCCCCCUCCCGCGCAGCAUAAGAAGGCACCCGAGCCUGUCCCUGCUCCCGCUUCCGCUCCCGCUCCUGAAGCCGCGCCUGAGCCUGAGCAAGCCGAAAAACCUCAAGUUGAGCAGCAAGAGGAAGCUGAGCCUGUCCCAGCAACUGCCAGUGCGCCCGCGCCUGCUGCUGCUCCCGCGCCUGUUCAAAAGACACCCGUCCCCAAGCCCGCCGAGAUGACCGUUCCUGUCAUCCCUCAGGCGCACUCAAAGCCUGCUAAGGAUGAUUUGACGGAGACCAACCUCGAGCAAAUCCCUGAUGUCUCUGCACCAGCACCUACUGCAACCGCUGCCAGCACUAUCGGCAGCACCUUUGACCCAGCCGCCUCAGUGACUGCCACUCCAUCCCGCGCCACCCCCAGCGCUCUUCCCGGCUCCGCUCUGAAGCACAGCACUCGUGCUCCAGGGUUCCAGCGCCGCGUUAUGGAGCAGCAGCAGGCCGUUGUGAUGCCGGGAAACCACGCAGUCGACCGUGCUGCUGUUCAAUUCGGCAGUAUGGGCCUAAAUGGCGAUGCUGUUGACAUCGAUGAGAACCGCGAGGAGGCCGAAACUCGCGCUCAGCCUCCUCAGCAUUCACCAGUUGCACCCCGUGCAUCUUUGCCCCCGGGAUCUACUGAUUCCUUCAACGACUUUGCUCGCUAUUCCUCCGAGACCCAGAAGCCCUUCGAUCCUUUCACUCACCAAAUCGGCCAGCCCCAGCCGCAAAUCCAAGAACCCUUCGCCAAUCAGGCCCCCGUGCAGCCCGCUGCCACUAGCGGCAGCGAAUACUCUCCUUUUUACGCUGUUGACCAGCAGCGCUUCCCCUACAACUACUACGGCAGCUAUGGCCAGACUCAGGACGCUGGUGCUGGACCCCGCGGUGCUGCAUUCGGUGGUGUCUCUGCUGCCGAAUCCCAACCUCAGGUCCCCGCAACCCAGCCCGCUGGACGAUACGGCCCUGUAGAUGCCACCAACAGUGGUCACAACACCCCCAAUCCUACCAUGCCCGCUGCGACUCAGACCCCUGCUGCUCAGCACAUGCCGGGUCAGCAAAGCGCUCACGGUUACGGCUACGGCUACCCGUAUUACUCAAACCCCCACUAUGCCUCUUACAUGAACCAAAUGGGUCAGCAUGGUGGCGCCGCGUACGGCCGCUCUGGACGCCCUUACGACGAUGCCCGCCGCUACGACGAGCAACAGCACUAUGGCAUGCCUCACACCUCUCAGUAUGGCUACGGAAGCCAAUACGGACCUUAUGGCGGAGCCACUGCGGCCGCCGGUAAGGGCGGAAUGUAUGGCCAGCCUCACGGUUUCUCUUACGAUCACGCCUCUUCUCCCGCCAACGCUGCUGCUGCCAGCUUCAAUCAAAGCACUCCUGGCCGUGAUUCUGUCUAUGGUCGCGCUGGCUCUGCCCAGCCUGACAGCCAGCAGACUGCUGGCGGCGCCAACAGCUUCGGCAGCGGAAUGUCUGAUGUCUUUGGACGGUCCCAGGCUGGGUUCGGUCAGAACCCUCCUGUGUCUCAGCAGCCUCCUGUGACCGGUGAAGAGAGCAAGGCUUUCGACGCCUCCAAGACUGGUGGUCCUUCCCCGUCCCUUGCCCAGGCCAACCGCCCUGGCUCUGCCACCAACACCCCUGGUCAGACUCAGAGUCAGUCCGGUCUGCCCCCUCUGCAAGGCCAGCAAGGCCAGCAAGGCUUCGGUGGCUAUCCUCAGCUGAACCCCCAAUACGGAGGUCUUGGAGGUCUCAGUGGUCACCAGGGUGGUGCUUCCCAAACUCACCAGCAGCAAAAUGCUUACGGUAACUACGGUGCCGGCUUCAGCAACUACUACGGUAACACUGGCCGCGGCAAUGGUGGUUGGGGCGGCAACUACGGUCACUAA